Annulohypoxylon maeteangense is the source of this 2305-nucleotide messenger RNA. Its product is annotated as amino acid permease-domain-containing protein. NCBI's taxonomy places the organism in Eukaryota, Fungi, Ascomycota, Sordariomycetes, Xylariales, Hypoxylaceae. The transcript has 10 exons. Gene Ontology annotation, biological process: transmembrane transport. The record is from RefSeq and is a predicted model, not a curated record. Bases 204 to 2120 code for a protein of 638 amino acids. Gene Ontology annotation, cellular component: membrane.
CAUCAUUCGUUACUUGACAUACCUACCUACCUAUCUUCCUUGCAUCAGUUUUAUCCUAGUUUCAUAGGUAACCCAACAACAAAGGUCAAGGUCGUCGAUUCGCAACAGCCCCUAUUAGGUUUCCGAGAGAAUUAAUUCCUUCUUACCUACCCACCUGAUAUCCAAGAAUCGAUCUAGGCUACCUACCUAGGUACCUAGUACCUAUGGAUCUGGAUUCGCGCUCAGACCCUAGUUUGCUAGGUGCCACCCAUCUUCAAGGCGUGGACAAUGUUGAUAGGAAUCACAGACAUACCUAUCAUGAAAUAUCUGCAGUUCAACCAGAAACAAUGAAGAGGAGGAUGGCACAUAGAAAGUUACGCUCUAUUCAUAUAUUCAUGAUUACUAUCAACGCAACCCUUGGAACUGGGCUUUACUGGCGUGGCGGCCAGGUAUUAGAAGUGGGUGGAUCAUUGGCCGUCAUCCUAUCAUUCUUACUUCUAGGCAUACUGGCUUGGGUGGUAAUGCAAUGUAUUGCCGAACUGCUCUGCAUUUGGCCGGUUCCCGGGGCUCUGGCCGUCUUCGUCCGUAAUUACGUAGAUGACGAGCUAGGAAUUGUGGUAGGCAUAGCAUAUUGGUUCACCUACUCAGUCUCGUAUGCAUAUCUGAUAUCAGCUACUGCAUCUGAGGUGCAUUACUGGAUGAACCCGGCUAAUUCUGAAUUCGAUGGAACGGUGCUGUACUUGAUCAUACCAUUAAUCCUCAUCCUGAUCAAUUCUUUUGGGGUAGAGCUAUACGGAUGGUUCGAGGUGGCCACUGGCGUGGUUAAGAUAAGUUGCCUUUUUAUAAUUAUCAUCUCGAUGAUAGUGUUUGCCGCUCGAGAUACACAUGCCCUCGAAAAUUGGAAAACCCCUACCAGGUUUGACCAAUGUGCAGCUAAAAACUGGGUUUCUGCCCUAUUCAUGUGUUUAUCAAUCGCAACGUUCUCAUAUGUUGGUGUUGAGAUUCCAGCAGCAAUUGCCCUUGAGGCUCGACCUCCGAAGAGGAAAUCUACGGCGACCGAGUCAUCUGAGCCUCUCGACGAUACAGGCAAUAUAGGGGAUACCAUCCGUUUUUCAGUGAAGUGGGUCACUUUAUUCGCUUGCAUUGCGUACACGUUAAGCGGUUUAUUACUCUCACUCCAUGUGGUCUCCACAAACCCAGAUCUACCACGUGUUGGCUGGGUUGAUCAAACCUCGACUGUUACUACUUCAGCUUUUGUCAUCGCUGCAGAACUUUCCCGUGCCCCAGGGGUAGCCAGUGCAUUCAACGGUUUCCUUGUAUUCACCGCCUUAUCAUGCGCCAACACAAACCUUUUCAUUGCAUCAAGGAUGUUAUUCGGUUUAAUUAACCAGAUAGAGGGUGGUCCUGACGAACCUUGGUAUCUGAAUGUCCUCGCCUGGCUCGGAAGGACCAACAGUUACAGAGUUCCAAUCCGAGCAAUGGCUGUUUCUGCUCUUUCUUUCAUAUGGUUACCGUUCCUACAACUUGCCAAUGACGCGACAGAAUCAAAUGGUAAUACGAAGCGUGUAGCGACGAAAGAUUGCCAUAAUGGAGGUCCUACUUCUGGAAUAAAAUCGUUUAUCGAUGUUCUCGCCGAUAUGGCUAGUGUAGGCGUUUUAGUCGUUUGGGCUUGUGAGUGUUGGGCAUUCAUUCGAUAUUAUAAUUGUAUCAAUCGACAUAAGGUUGAACUCAUGGAGCGGAGAGUGCCGCGAGUUCGUCGGUUUGAUGAAGGGGACAACAAUGAUUAUCCUUACAUAAGUAAUGGGCAACCAUUCACAGCCUAUUUCGGGCUAUUCGCAUGCUUGUUCCUUCUACUAGUGGUCAACGGUGCUUCUUUAUGGAAUGGGUUUUAUGUUGAGCCAUUCCUAUCUUCAUAUCUUAUUGUGCUCCUCUUUAUACUACUUUGGAUAAUACUCAAAUUUUUUCGGGGCGCGAGGUGGUCACUUGUCGACCUCUCCAACCCGGACACGGUCGAAUCGAUUAUUCGCGGCUUACAUCAGCUCAGUUUCGCUGGAUACCCGAACGAGUCCACGUCUAACACCGAAAAGAGCUCAUCUAUGUGGCCACUCUCCCUUUUAGCUAAAUCACCUCGAGAAACGUGACGAUUGAAUCGCAAUGGGGAGUAUCCUGGAAUUUAGAUGUCCUCCUAGUUGAACUGAAGCUCAUGAGUGGUUAUCAAGCUGUUUUGUAUACACUUCGUAGUUGUUCGUAUGGAAAAAUUAAGAAUAUAUAGACGAUAAUAGAAUUAUUACUCCUUUCCUAAAGGGUACAUUGAGGAGAUAAACAU